AUGGACAGGCUGAUUAUCAACGCCGUGCAGUUGAGACGUGGUGCAGCUGUCAGUCAAGUCUCCACUGCCAAGAGAGCUUAUCUGACGGAUCGCAUCUCUCUCUCCCUCUCUUACAUACAGCAGCAGAAGAGAAUCGGGGAGGGGACGGGAGUGAGAGCAGUGGGUGUGCGUGAGUUGCGUGUGUCCAACUGUGAGACGCGUGAUCGCCUCUGGGGCGAAAAAUUUUGA
Molecule: messenger RNA, 228 nt
Organism: Echinococcus granulosus
Lineage: Eukaryota; Metazoa; Platyhelminthes; Cestoda; Cyclophyllidea; Taeniidae
Exons: 2
Coding region: 1-228 (75 amino acids)
Source: RefSeq, a predicted model, not a curated record